AUGGAAGAGUGCUCUCGGGCUAUCCCAGGCGCCCGGCGGCUAGAUCCUCGGCAUUUUGACGGUCUUGGGUCAAGUGAGAAACGCCAGGAUAUUGUGGACCGCGUCAAGUACUUGGUGCGUGGUGAAAGGCUUGAGGAGCCCCCGCAUAUCCUGAGGGCGCGACUCACGCUGGCGCAAGCUGGCAAGGACUGGGGGGAUGCCAGCGAAGAAGAAAUAUGCGAUGCCUUAAGUCAGCAGUCAAAGCCCCUCUUCGAAAGCGGUUUCUGGGAAAUGGGAAGCGCCGAAUACGAUACAUUGACGGGUAGGAUUUACCAGACUCAACUCGAUUACUAUGGCCUCGAUCAUGGAUCGGCCAGCGGUAUAUUCCUCAACCUAUUGCGCGACGACCCCGGUUCCUCGUUUCUUUGCCAGCGGCUAAAACAAACCGGCACCACCAUCAAAAAGAUCAUCCAUUUCACGCGGCAACCCGUCGAGGAUAAACAUCGGAGGCUCGCCUUCAAAGUCAAAGAGAAGAGGGGCUACUUCUUCGACGACGUGGCCUUCCUCCAGGCCAUUCAGGAAGCAGAUCUCAAGCCUGCCGUUAUCAUGAAGGAAUUCAUGUUCUGGAAAGACGGAGCUGAUCAGGACGCCGAGGCGUUGGAGAGGUCAGAUUGGUUGAGUUACAACACUACACACUGGCUGACCGAGCACUAUGAUGUUGACGUCUGCUCUGGGUGUCCAGGCAGCGGGUUUGUCACUUGCAGGCCGACGAUCUACAUCAGAAAGGGCACAUCUCUGGUGUAUGCUUUUAAGACAGGGUUAAGAAGGGCGUCAACAUUGUUGUCACGGAGUGGCACUAAUUAA
Molecule: messenger RNA, 843 nt
Organism: Chaetomium globosum CBS 148.51
Lineage: Eukaryota; Fungi; Ascomycota; Sordariomycetes; Sordariales; Chaetomiaceae
Exons: 4
Coding region: 1-843 (280 amino acids)
Source: RefSeq, a predicted model, not a curated record